AUGCCCGUGAUCGCCCUCGUUCAAGGCUUCAAACUCUGUGUCACCAAACUUGACGACUUUCUCAUCGCAGGCAAUGUUCCCCCGAGUUGUAGAUAUCGGCUCUUCCCACGCGACAUGGCAGCCACAGCGGAUCUCUUUACAACUAAAGGCGUCGACUGCGAAGUCCGAGUUUUCGUGCCACAAAGGGAGGGAUACAGCCUCACGACGUAUCUAUUCGUCUGCUGCAAGUGGCUCUAUAUGCACAGCGCGAGAAAAGUCAAGCCAUAUAUGUUGCCAAAUCCAGUGCCGGCCUCUUUUGAAGCCGUACGCAAGUCGCUUCAGGCUGACUCGGACGUCUCAUGGUAUAUUGUGCACAACGAGGAGGACUUUUUUUUGGGCAUACCAGAAGAAUUAAUUGCGCCUUUCACUUGCGGCCUAUGCGAUACAGUCUUCAGUCUCUGGGAUGACCGAACGAAGCGUCGCCGUGACGAGCAUGGAUUAUCAGAAGGCACGAACCCAUUGCCUGAUUGCUAG
This is a messenger RNA of Mytilinidion resinicola, 513 nucleotides long. RefSeq lists its product as uncharacterized. Bases 1 to 513 code for a protein of 170 amino acids. The transcript is spliced from 2 exons. The record is from RefSeq and is a predicted model, not a curated record. Lineage: Eukaryota; Fungi; Ascomycota; Dothideomycetes; Mytilinidiales; Mytilinidiaceae.